Molecule: messenger RNA, 1353 nt
Organism: Sphenostylis stenocarpa
Lineage: Eukaryota; Viridiplantae; Streptophyta; Magnoliopsida; Fabales; Fabaceae
Source: the annotation of a GenBank genome assembly
AUGGGUAGUUGGGAGAGAGUAUCACUGAGCGUGGUAGUGACUGUGUUGUUCCUCUUGACAACGUCGUUGGCGGAAAAGGAGAAACCAGGCAUUGCGGUGUACUGGGGGCAGAACCCUGGAGAUGGGAGCUUGCAGGAUACAUGUAACUCUGGCAACUAUAAGAUUGUCCUUAUGAGUUACCUCAAGGAAUUCGGUUGUAACAGAGACCCAUCAUUAGAUUUUGAUGGGCACUGUGGUGUGGGAAUCAAGCCUUGUAAGAGUCUACAUUCGGAAAUACAAGGGUGCCAGAAAAAAGGUGUGAAAGUGCUCCUUGCCCUCGGUGGACCGAGUCAAUCCUACUCCCUUUGCUCAUCCGACGAUGCAAAUGUGGUUGCCAAUUACCUCUACGAUAACUUCCUCAGUGGUCAAGGAGGCCCAUUUGGUAAGGUUACCUUGGAUGGCAUUCAUUUUGAUAUUCAAAUCGGUACAACCUCUUAUUGGGAUGACCUUGUGAAUGAACUCGACAACAUCAGAGAGGACAAGGACACUAAAUUUUCCUUGUCCGCAGCCCCUCACUGUUUUCUCCCAGACCUCUACCUUGACAAGGCCAUCAAAACUGGCAAAUUUGAUUACAUCCAUGUUAAAUUCUUCGGUAGAAAGACGUGUGAGUUUUCUGGUGAUGACGCUUCACAGGUUCUCAAGUCAUGGAAGGCUUGGGUCAACAAUGUUAAAGACUAUGAGGAUACCUCCUUAUUCAUGGAGCUACCGGCAGCAGCAGAUCAGGAAGGUUAUAUACCACCUCAACAUCUUAAGGAGGAUGUCAUUCCCUACAUAACCCAAGCUCCCUCCUUUGCAGGAAUUACUCUCUUCGACAGAGCACAUGAUGUUAUUUCUCGAUACAGCCAAAUGGUCAAGUCUUCUAUUAACUCUGGAGACUGGAGCCCAUGCACCAAACUCCAACCCGAAAUACAACACUGCCAGCAGAAAGAUAUCAAAGUGUUCCUUUCCCUUGGAGCAGCUUUCGGACCCCAGGAUGCAAAAGAAGUUGCCAAUUACCUCUUCCAAAACUUCCUCAGUAACCAAUUUGGUCCACAGGGAAGUGUAACACUGAACGGCAUCGAUCUUGACAUUGAAGGUGAUGGUUAUUGGGACGACCUUGUCAAGGAACUAGACGAUCUCCGACAGCAAAACCAUUCUGCAAUAACCCUCCAUUUCAAUACUAACCUGGCAAUACUGCAUUACUUUUUAAUUAAAGGAAAAGUUGGACCUCCCACGUUCCUCCCAACAACACCGUCUUCUUGGGAUUACCAGCUGCGCCGGACGCAGCCCCUAUUGGAGGCUAUAUGUGCUUCCCUUUGUAAAGCAAGCUUCUAA